GGGGGCGUGGCCGGCCGGGGCGUCUCGCGCUGGGUGACAGCUCGCGCGUGCUGGUGAUGGCGGGCUUUGAAGCUGCCUGGCAGUGAGGACUUUGCAGUAAUUAAAUUCCCCGGGAUCCGUGGGAGGAUGACGGGGCUGCCGCGCGCCCCGGCCGCGGCGCGGCGGAGCAGAGGAUGUGUGAGCUGCACUCCGUCGGAGCAGCGACCCCUCCUGUGAGACAUGGAUAGAUGCAAACAUGUGGGGCGGCUACGACUCGCCCAGGACCACUCGAUCCUGAACCCCCAGAAGUGGCACUGCGUGGACUGCCACACCACCGAGUCGCUCUGGGCCUGCCUCAAGUGCUCCCACGUGGCCUGCGGGCGCUACAUCGAGGAGCACGCCCUGAGGCACUUCCAGGAGACCCAGCACCCCUUGGCCAUGGAGGUGCACGAGCUCUACGUCUUCUGUUACCUCUGCCAGGACUACGUCCUGAACGACAACCCCGAGGGCGACCUGAAGCUGCUCAGGAGCUCCCUGUCGGCCAUCAAGGGGCAGAGGAGCGGGAGGACGCUGCGCUCCAUGGCGCUGGCCGAGGACGCCUGGAGGAGGAGGAGCCCUCAGGGCCAGUCCCAGAUGCUCACGGCGCUGUGGCACCGGCGCCAGGCCCUGCUGGCGAGGGCUCUGCGCACCUGGUUCCACAAGAGCUCCCGGGGACAGCUGAAACUGAAGGAGAAGAAGCAGAUGGAGGAGCUGGAGAAGAAGAAGGAGGCGGCUCGGCAGCGGCGGCAGGAGAUGAAGAGGCAGCUCCUGGAGGAGCUGGCCAGCACCCCCCCGAGGAAGAGCGCCAGGCUGCUGUCCCACGUGCACAGGGAGAGCUUGAUCCCAAGGAAAUUCAGGGAGGUGGGCGCAGCUUCCCCUACCUCACGGCAGGUGCAGAGCAGCAGGUUGAAGCAGUUCUACUCCAUCCGGCGGCAGCCCCUGAUGACGCCCGGGGUGACGGGGCUGAGGAACCUGGGCAACACUUGUUACAUGAACUCCAUCCUGCAGGUGCUCAGCCACCUCCAGAAGUUCCGGGAAUGUUUCUUGACUCUUGAUCUCUGUGAAACGGAAGAGCUUUUAGCUAAAACUGUGGACGGGAGGGCCAGGGUGCCUGGCAGGCUGGCGAACGGGGCUGCUGCUGGCGAGCCGGGGAAGCCUGACAGGGUGGGCACGCAGAGCUCUCCGGCCGGCUUGAACGGGGGCUCCUCCAUCAGCCGGAGUUUGGAGCUGAUCCAGCCCAAGGAGCCCAGCUCGAAGCACAUCUCCCUCUGCCACGAGCUGCACACGCUGUUCAGGGUGAUGUGGUCUGGCAAGUGGGCCCUGGUGUCCCCGUUUGCCAUGCUGCACUCCGUGUGGAGCCUGAUCCCGGCGUUCCGCGGCUACGACCAGCAGGACGCUCAGGAGUUCCUCUGCGAGCUCCUGGACAAGGUCCAGCAGGAGCUGGAGUCCGAGGGCAGCAGGCGCAGGAUCCUCAUCCCCUUCUCGCAGAGGAAGCUCACCAAGCAGGUCCUCAAGGUGGUCAACACCAUUUUCCACGGGCAGUUGCUCAGCCAGGUCACCUGCAGGACGUGCAACUACAAAUCCAACACCGUGGAGCCCUUCUGGGACCUUUCCCUGGAGUUCCCAGAGCGGUACCAUUCCCUGGAGAAGGGGCUCCUGCCCGUGCCCCAGGCUGAGUGCCUGCUCACCGAGAUGCUGGCCAAAUUCACCGAGACAGAAGCCCUGGAGGGGAGGAUCUACGCCUGUGACCAGUGCAACAGCAAACGGCGAAAAUCUUCUCCCAAACCUCUUGUUCUGAGUGAAGCUAAAAAGCAGUUGCUGAUCUACAGACUACCUCAGGUCCUCCGGCUGCACCUUAAACGCUUCAGGUGGUCUGAGCGCAAUCACCGCGAGAAGAUCGGGGUCCAUGUCCUCUUUGAGCAGGUAUUAAACAUGGAACCUUACUGCUGCAGGGACUCUCUGCCCUCCCUUGCCACAGAUUCCUGUGUCUAUGACCUCUCGGCUGUGGUGAUGCAUCACGGGAAGGGGUUUGGCUCAGGACACUACACAGCCUAUUGCUACAACACGGAGGGAGGUUUUUGGGUGCACUGCAAUGACUCCAAACUGAAUGUAUGUAGCGUGGAGGAGGUGUGCAAGACCCAGGCCUACAUCCUCUUCUACACUCAGAGGACGCUGCAGGACAGAGCAGGAAUCCCAGAGCUCCCAACUCAGGUGUUUGCCACCCAGAGCCAGUGACAAGGACACGGGACUGCCAUUGCCACGAGGGAAACACUGCCAGCUGCUUCUGGGGACUUAGGAAUGAAACAGGAGAAAACCUCUGGAUCAACACCCCCCAAUCCCUAAAAUCCUGCUCCAGCCCCAAGAGGAACAGGUACAGUACCCUUGAGGGGCCUGGUGCAUCCCAGAGCUGUUCCUGCUGGAAAAACAUUGAAAUUCCUCUCAAUUCCUCCCUCUGCUGCCCCUGAACUCCAAUUUCUGUGCCACAUUCCAGGGUUUUCUCUGGCCUGAACUCAGCUGGCAGCUAAAUUCCCUCAAAAAUGGGAUUUUCAUGGAGUUCUGCUGUGAAGAAAAUGGGGUUUAACCUCCAAAAAUGGGUUUUAACACACAUAAAGUGGGUUUUAGCACACAACAAAAAUGGGUUUUAACCCCCAAAAAUGGGUUUUAAACUCCAUAAAUGUGUUUUAGUACACAAAAAUGUUUUAAUCCCCAAAAAUGGGUUUUAACACACGUAAGGCGGGUUUUAGCACACACACAAAAAAAAGGGUUUUUAACCCACAAAAAAUGGGUUUUAACCCCCAAAAAUGGGGUUUAGCACACAUGAAGUGGGUUUUAACCCCCCCAAAAAUGUGUUUUAACACCCAAGAAAGCCCCCAGGAAUGUCCCUGAGUGGCACAUCCAGCAGCCAAAGCAAAGCCUGAGCUCCAGGGUUCUGCUGGCAUCACCUGGAUCGGGAAGAGUUUCCAAAUCUGUGGCAGCAGAAGUUGGAAUUUGGGGGAAAAUUCCCCUUUUUUUUGUACAAAUGUGGCUGCUUUUCCUCAGGGGAACGGGGUGGUGGCAAUGCCACAUUCAGGGGGGGGCUCUGUCACUGCUUUUGGGGUGAAAAAUCAGUAAAAAAAUGGCAUUUAUUGGGGUUGGCACAGGGGUGGUGCCACCUUUGGAGGUCUCUAUUCCUGCAGGGCCACGCAAGGGGAGGAAUGUGAAAUCCCAAAUUCCACGUGGAGCUGGAAAAGCUACAAAAACAAAAAGUCUGUAUCUGAAAUCAGCCUGAUUUUGGGAAUUCUGUGGGGAAAAAAAAAAAAAAAAGAGCCUUAGCUGGACUAUUUACAGUCACUUCUACAGUUGCACCUCAGGUGUGGUUUUUUUGUCAUUUUGGGGCUUGGCUGUUCACAUUUCACCUUUUAAUCUGAAUAUUACAACUGGUGUCUGUUAAUUUGGGUUAAUUUUUUUUAAUAAUCAAAAAAUAUGAGGGUUUUUUUUGGUUUUUUUUUAAUAUUCAGUUUUCAGGCAGGGAAGUUCUCCAAGUGUUUUUUCCUCCUCCUUUUUUGCUCCUUUUGUCUCAUCAGAUAAACACGAGCUGCCAACCUUUGUUGCUGUGGGGGAAAAGCUCCUAAAUCCCAUUUUUUCCUGGGAAUUUCAACCUCCACUCCUUGGGAAAACUGAGCAGAGCAAGCAAAAAACUUGGGAUUGUGUCAGAGAAAAAUUCCCAUUUCCCAACGUUCCUGAUGCCAGUGGCAGGCCUGGAGUGUCCUCCUCAAGGACAGCAGCAAGUGACAGGAGAAUCUAAUUAAUUCAUUAAUUAAGGGCUACAAAUGAAGGGCCUUGAGGGGCAGAUGGGGGGAGGGACUCACUGCUCGAUCCUUGUGGGUCCCUUCCAGCUCGGGAUAUUCCAGAAUUCCUGAAUAUUCCUGGCUCUUUUUUAUGCAGCCAGGUUUGUCCCAGAUCAUCCCCAAAUCAUCCCUGGAUCCAAGGCAGAGCCUGGCCCCGACAAGGGGGGAUUAAUUAGCAAAUUAAACCUGAGGUUAACCC
Vidua macroura (Pin-tailed whydah) is the source of this 4044-nucleotide messenger RNA. RefSeq names its product ubiquitin specific peptidase 49 (gene USP49). Gene Ontology annotation, cellular component: cytoplasm. The record is from RefSeq and is a predicted model, not a curated record. The coding region runs from base 220 to 2253 and encodes 677 amino acids. The transcript is spliced from 8 exons. Gene Ontology annotation, molecular function: cysteine-type deubiquitinase activity; zinc ion binding. NCBI's taxonomy places the organism in Eukaryota, Metazoa, Chordata, Aves, Passeriformes, Viduidae. Gene Ontology annotation, biological process: protein deubiquitination.